This is a messenger RNA of Linum tenue, 251 nucleotides long. The record is from the annotation of a GenBank genome assembly. Lineage: Eukaryota; Viridiplantae; Streptophyta; Magnoliopsida; Malpighiales; Linaceae.
CUCCAUCUCUUCGCACCACUACCGUCAUCGAGGGCACCGACGAUUUUGAUACCGGGCAUGGCUUCCAUACUGCGAUGGAAUCAUCUAGCUCCCUUCCCGUGUCGUCUUCGCCCAUGAAUGAACUUCGACGCCGAGUCCGAGAAGCAUUGAAGAUGAUGGAUCAAUUUCUUAGCAUUCCUCUGGUGACUUCCAUGAGUGACCAAACCAUAGUAUGGCCCGGCUCUGCUUGCAAAAUUCUGGAGACUUUGAGC